AAAGACGUCUUUUUUAUAAGUACUUUUUUUAUUAUUAUUAUUACGGUAUAGCUUCGCCAUAUGCAGCGGGGCGGCUGAGAGCCAUCUUCUUCUUUCCCUGCGAGGACAUAAAAUGCGGGAUCUUCAGCCAAGGCAUUGAAAGACUUCGAUAACCUGUAGAAAGCUUAGCAAGAUUCAACUGCGACGUCCAGAUUUCUCCAGCUUCGCUGGUAGUUUUAGCUCCGGCGGAAUCAAGCUAGCAUGUUGCUCCGUCGGCUUUCCUCAAAGUUUGCUGCUUCGGCAAGACCCUUUUGCAGUAGCACCAGACAUGAUAUAGCUGCUACCAUUUCUGAACUGAAUAAGGAAAUGGAAGUUGUUUUCGGUGAGCCUCCAUCGAAUGGAUUCGGCGCUUCUGCGGCGGAUGGUGUUGGGGCACAGGACACCCAAUUUACGUCUCAAGUAUCUGAAGAAGGUGCAGGUGGCUUGACGCACAUUGGUGAUACAGGAGAAGCUCAAAUGGUUGAUGUUUCUCCCAAAGUAGUUAGCAAACGAACUGCCACUGCCAGCUGCAAAGUGAUGCUGGGGAAGAAGGUGUUCGAUUUGGUGUCCGCCAACCAGAUGGCGAAGGGUGAUGUCUUGAGUGUGGCCAAGAUCGCAGGAAUAAGUGGGGCGAAGCAUACGAGCAGCCUCAUUCCGUUGUGCCACAACAUCACACUGACUCACGUUCGCGUUGAUCUGAAGCUGAACCCUGACGACUUCAGUGUGGAAAUAGAAGGGGAGGCCACAUGUUCCGAGAAAACCGGGGUCGAGAUGGAAGCGAUGACAGCUGUGACCAUAGCUGGUCUUACAGUAUAUGAUAUGUGCAAGGCUACUUCAAAGGAUAUCCAGAUUUCAAACGUAAGACUUGAGCGUAAAACUGGUGGGAAGAGCGGGGAUUGGUUUAGAGGAAAGUAAUGGUAUAUAGAGGGAAUUCAUCGGAUAUCUCCAGAUAAUGCUUCAUCGUGGUGCUCAUAUAAUGAACAUUGGUAGGAUUGCCACUGAUUCUCUGUUUGAUCCAACCUUUUCUUUUAUAUCAUAAUCUCGCCGACUGCGAGGAUGGAAUGAAUUAUCGAAAGCGCAAGGAGCUGCUUGUAUCUUUAGGAUUGCUUUGCAUAAAGGGCUCAUGUUCUUAUGUUUGAAGGGAAGGAAACUUUGUUUUAUUUACUCAUAGCUCAUUAUGGUUCAGGAUCAAGUUUUUGGA
Messenger RNA from Eucalyptus grandis, 1219 nucleotides. Its product is annotated as cyclic pyranopterin monophosphate synthase, mitochondrial. NCBI's taxonomy places the organism in Eukaryota, Viridiplantae, Streptophyta, Magnoliopsida, Myrtales, Myrtaceae. Bases 241 to 933 code for a protein of 230 amino acids. The record is from RefSeq and is a predicted model, not a curated record. The transcript has 3 exons. Gene Ontology annotation, biological process: Mo-molybdopterin cofactor biosynthetic process.